UCGGCCCAUCUUGCUCGUUUGGUUGUUAGUAGCUUAUUGAUCCCAGAAUCUCAUCAAGCAGCUUCUUGAAGGAUCCCAGGGUGUCAGCUUCAACAACAUUACUGGGGAGUUGGUUCCAGACCCUCACAAUUCUCUGUGUAAAAAAGUGCCUCCUAUUUUCUGUUCUGAAUAUAUAUAUAUUCUCUGUACAGCUUGUCUUGUAUCACUGACCUUACCGAGUACAGGAAGAAAAACUACUUUCUCUGCCGUGUGACUGAAGCGACCCUCCACUUGAACCCGUGUUGAACAAGACGCCUCUGCACUGACUCCAGUCAAAGAUGUUGAAGAUCCUCUUCUUGGUGUCCUUGGUGCUGCAGGCUGCUUCCCACAUCCAGUCUGUAAAGAGUUCCUCUUCGGGUGGUUCUGAUGCUGGUGUCCAGAAGCCCUGUGCCCGCCUCUUCCACCCGGAGACUGGGGAGCAGCUGGAGCUGCCGUCCCUCCCAGAGAAGAAGAAGAAGCUGCUGAGGGGAGCUGCUGCUGGGAGUGAAGGAGCCUUCAGCUCCAGCUCCUUCACUGUGAUGGACGGGUGUCUGCUCUCUCUGUGGGUUGCAGGUUCCCAAGAAUGGGGCCUGGAGUCUCGCUCCUUCCCGAGUGGGGCUUACCUCAACCAGCUGCCUGGUGCUGGGGUCUCCCUGACCAGCUACCAGUGCACCUGCGACCAGGAGAACAAAGUCAUGGCCAGCUUCAGGGACUUCAAAAAGAGGCACAUUGCAGAUAAAAAUGAAAAUGGUCGCGGUAACUUCUGCACACAGAAAAUACAUCGUAGACGUAUAGAAUAUGGAAGAUGCAAAUACUUAAACACUUUUGUAUUCGCUGACGAUAACGAUAUAAUCAAUGUGUGUGGAAAUCAAGGUGUCCGGAUUUCCAGUAAUAUGUAUAAAAGCAGGAAUCGGUUCAGAAUUGUGUAUUGUAAAAAUAAGAAUCGAAAACGUAGACCCCCAAACUGUAUCUACAGAGCUGAAAAUGCAAACAGGAGGCUGUAUAUCAUUGUAGGCUGUGAUAACAACAGGCUGCCUGUACAUUUUCAGAGAUCAAGCAACCGCCCUCCUGUAUUUGGAAUCACUGGAAGAGUUUAAACUCUACUGUGAAGAACCAGCUCUCUCCGCACUGCUUAUCGCUUUAGGAAACCAAGACAAGUAGCCUGCUGUUAAAUUCCUCUUGUGUGGCAGGAAACUAAUGGGAAGAGAAAUGCAAGAUUAAAGUGGAACUCUAGUUGUUUUGUAUGUGUGCCUGUUAGUUUUCACUUUUAAAUUGCAGUCUACAGUGCUUUGUUUCCAAGAUAGCUUUCUGAUAGGAUGUGAAGUCAUCUUGGAAACAGAGCACAAUGCAAUUUAACAGUGUAAAAAAGUGGUCAGGAUGUACAAAAAAA
Messenger RNA from Acipenser ruthenus (sterlet), 1408 nucleotides. RefSeq lists its product as uncharacterized. The transcript is spliced from 2 exons. Gene Ontology annotation, molecular function: nucleic acid binding. The record is from RefSeq and is a predicted model, not a curated record. NCBI's taxonomy places the organism in Eukaryota, Metazoa, Chordata, Actinopteri, Acipenseriformes, Acipenseridae. The coding region runs from base 318 to 1115 and encodes 265 amino acids.